This is a messenger RNA of Lycium ferocissimum, 4447 nucleotides long. RefSeq names its product putative E3 ubiquitin-protein ligase RF298. The record is from RefSeq and is a predicted model, not a curated record. The coding region runs from base 1825 to 4191 and encodes 788 amino acids. The transcript is spliced from 8 exons. NCBI's taxonomy places the organism in Eukaryota, Viridiplantae, Streptophyta, Magnoliopsida, Solanales, Solanaceae.
CCCUUUCUUCCUUCUUAGACCCUUAUGCGGCUAUACACCUGCAGUAAAGUAGUAUUCUAUAUUGCAUCUUUAAGCCGUUCUUCUAAUGGUAUAGGUGGUGGUGGGUUGAUGGGGAGGAGAAAGAGCAAGGAAAGGGGAAGAGAAGAUGGUCAUGGAGGUAAUGAUGACAAUGGUGGCGGGGAGAGACAUGGAGGAAGGAAGAAGAAAGAGUGAUUGGUGGUAGAGGUAGUGGCGGGAGGAGUGGAACUAGGAACAAUAAAAUUUUAAAAUUCAAAAUUAGGGGGUUGGGUCAAAUUUGCCCUUAAACUAUGCGAUAGGGUCAAGUUUGCCCCUGAACUAGGUGCUAGGUUCAAAUUUACCCGUUUAAAAAAAUUAAACUUUGAUUGCAUGACUCGUGACAUCACCAGGUGCUAAGCUUCCACUGUUUAAAAAUAAGGAAAAAUUUGUUCCAUUUCGCAUAGUUCAAGGGAAAAUUUGACCCCAGCUAGUAACGACGAGAGCAUAUUUGACCCCAACUACUAAUGAAAGACAAAUGUGUUCUAUUUCACAUAGUUUAGAAGCAAAUUUGACCUUACCCUAAAAAUAAACCAAAUUCAAUUGAUCCUUUCAUAAUGUAAAGAUGAUGAAAAUAAGGUAAUAAUGAUAACUAGGUAAAUAAUGAAGUAGAAAUAAUAAGAAGAGGCAGAUGAAGCAAUUCUUAUUGAUUGCUAGCAAAUAGAAGUAAUGAGCACUAAAUGAACAGUAAUUUUGCCAAAGUAUUUAUAUAUCAAUAGCUUAUUACAAUAGUGGGAAGAGGGAGAUAUUUAUAGUAUAGUCUAAUCCUAACUAACUUGUAGCACCUCUCCCACACAUUUCAGGGAUAAAAUCGCAGUUGUUGGACGUGAUAAGAUGAAUAUUUCAAAGUUGGCUAGGGUUAGGAUGACGAUUGGCUGAGUAACUUGGACCCCCCAGAUGGAUCAUUCCGGAACAUUGCUAUUCGGUAUAGUCGAAACAAACACGAGUUCUCAGAUGGUUAAAAGUUCUUCAUUCUUUGAUCAAGCUGGCACCGAUGAUCUCGUGGUUGAAUUGCCACGUGUACGAUCAAAGAGCCUUUAUCCUGAUAUAUUUAUUAUCAAUACAUAUAUGAUCAAAAAGUCUUUCCACUUUCCAUGCAGUUUUCCGAAGCUAUUCAGAAGUGAAAACUUUGAGGCGUGAAAAGAGGUAUAACCGUCACCAGUACUCUUGAAUCUAAAAUGGUGAAUGUCUUUCAACUUCACGCCUGGGACACGUAUCAAGAUCGUGUUGCGGAUAAUGUCAUCAUCGGUUACCGAGUUUUCAAAAGUUGUCCAGAAGUGGAAACUUUAAGCGGGAAAAGAGACACAACUGUCACCAUUACUCUUGAAUUUAAAACGGUGAAUGUCUUUUCAACUUCACUUUUGGGGCACGUGGCGAGAUCGUAUUAAGGAUGAUGUCAUCAUUGAUUAUCAGGUUUCAUCGUCAUCUCUGCAUAUUUGACCAUGGUAUCCCAAGGCCACGACCUUCAACUCAGUCAACACUCUGCCACCACAGGCUCUGGCAUCCCUGAGAGGCGAUUUUCGAUGGCUCCCGCUGAAGAGGUGGAGCAAGUGAACACGACAGUAUUGGAAUUAAAGUUUUUUGGCAGCUCAUGUGCUGUGACUCAAGAGAAAAUUAAGUUUUUUGACAGCUCAUAUACUGUGACUCAAGAGAAAAUUAAUUUUUUUUGGCAGCUCAUCUACUGUGACUCAGAGGACCGGAAAUUGUAGCUAGACACUUGACUGAUCAAAGUACAGCAGUAGUAUAACGCUCGUAGAAAACAUACUCAACAUGGUUGAUCGUAACAGCAGUGAUGAUGCCAAUGAAAAUUCAUUGGUGGUUUCGGACCAGGAAAAGGGAAGUAGGAACAAGAGGAAGUUCUUAUCAGUAGAAACUCCUACUGAUUCACCUGUGUUGUCUCUUACUGAGUUUCCAAGAUAUGAAUUAUUAGAGGAAAAAAUGAAAAGCACUCUUAAUGAGAUCGAGCCAUUGGAGGGAGGGUGUCCUCAGUCUAAUGAGAAACAAGGAGUGGAAAGUUCACCAGAUCCGGAUUGGGAGGAUCCAAUAAUUUCUCAACUUGAGGAACUUCUAUCGCAGAAUUUGUUUGCAACUUUCCGGAGCGCGGUCAAGAGGAUUGUUGAGUGUGGAUACAGUGAGGAAAUUGCUGAACGGGUUAUAUUGAGGAGUGGCCUUUAUCACGGUGAGAAGGAUUCCAUCUCAAAUAUUGUUGAUGGUGCUUUGGCUUUGCUGCGUAGGGAAAAGGUUUUUGAUACCGCUAGACAUCUCGCAUUUCCAGAUUUGCCUAGCCUGGUAGAGUACACGUUGCUGGAGAUGAUAUGUGUGGUGAGGGAGGUUAAGCCAGCUUUGACAGUUGCAGAAACAAUGUGGUGCCUGUUAAUAUGGGACUUGAACCUGGUACAUGCAUGUUCAGUGGAAGGCGAUCUUCUGGCUGAGUUAUGCAGUCCAGGAAGUUCCCAACCAAAGACUGAGGCUUCUAAGAAUACUCAGUCAAACCCGGAUGAGAAACCACAGUUGCCAAAACCUUCUAUUCCCAUUGCUCAAACCUCGCACUCCAAAGUUCCUGUUGCUAGUGAAGCCCCUCAAGAAUCUAAUUCUAAAAUUUCACAUGCUCAUCAAGCGGCAAAAGGAAAAGGAAGUCCCGUACCUCUUCCGGAAGCAGUGGCUAAAGCAGCACUUAUAGAAGACAAAUCGGGGGCUGGUCGAAAGGGGCUAAACAAGAAGGAUUUGCUUAGGCGAAAGACAUAUCAGUCUGAGAAGAACUGCAAAGGCCGCAUGGGUAAGACCAUUAAGGCAAACCUCUCUGCUUGGGGAAAUAUGGUUUUGGACAAAAAAAUGAAUUCUCCAUCAGGUUCUUCUGGUGCAACAAAGAAGAGUUCUCACUCUAAAGGGAAAAAAGCUUCGGUUAAAAGCAAUAGUCCUUUAGCAGAAGCAAGUUCCAUUGCACCUGCAACUGACACUUCUAGCAUGCCGCCAAUGCAACAUGAGGUAAACAAAAAGGAUCCUGCAUUGUUAGCCUUGGAGCCUGAGUCUAGCAUAGAGGCCCCAGACAGCACCACUAGCUCUCCUACGGUGCCAGAUUACUAUGCUGGUAUCCCGUAUGAUGAGUCUCUGGGGAUAUAUGUCCCUCAAAAUGAAAGAGAUGAAGCUAUAAUGCUGCUGAUUCCUCAAAUGAAGACAUUGCAAAAAGAGCUCCAACAGUGGUCUGAUUGGGCAAUGGAGAAGGUAAUGCAGGCUACUCGGAGGCUUGGCAAGGAUCAGUCGGAGCUUAAAAUGUUAAGGCAAGAGAAAGACGAUGCGGAAAGAUUUCAGAGGGAAAGGCAAAUGCUGGAGGAGAGCACCAUGAAGAGGCUUGCGGAGAUGGAGCAAGCGUUGGUAAAUACUAAUGCCUCAAUUGAGUAUGCUAACUCUACUCUUCACAAGUUGGGUGGGGAGAAUGGUGUGCUAAAGAAGGAGAUGGAGGCCUCAAAGCUCUCUAACGAAGUGUCUACUAUAACCUUGCAUAAAGCUUUAGCAAAGGAGCAGGAGACAGUGAAGAAAUGUCAAGCUGGGGAGGUGGAGAAGCGCUCAUUGCAGGAGGAGUUCUCUAUUCUCAAGCAGGAAAUAGCUGAUUUGGAGCAGCUACAAGAGAAAGCCAAGCAGCGCCUGGACCAGUUUGAGGUUCUAUGGAAGCAGGAGGAAAAGGUGAAACAAAGGAUUCUAGAGCAAGCUGAUUCUUUGAAAGCUGAAAGAGAACAACUCCGUGUUCAGGGAAAACUGGAGGUGAAUAAUUUGAGAGAGAAGGCAGAGAGAAACAUGCAAAAGUGUAAAGAAGAUAUCCAAAAGCUUGAGAGUGAAAUCUCUCAGUUGAGGUUGCAGUCUGAAAGAUCAAAAAUAGAUGCACUUAAACGAGGCACUCCUCAAAUGACAAAGGGUUUAGCAGGCGAUGAAGAAACUUCGUCUAGCUCUGCUGUUGUAAAGAUGGAGAGGGAAUGUGUUAUGUGUAUGAGUGAGCAGAGGUCAGUGGUUUUUCUCCCUUGUGCACAUCAAGUCCUUUGUGCAAAUUGCAACGUGCUUCACGAAAAGAAAGGAAUGGAUGACUGCCCUUCUUGUAGGACGCCAAUUAAGAAGCGGAUUACUGUCUGCUUUGCUGAUUCUUGAUAGUUAGCAACUUCAAAAAAGUGGCAGGAAAAAGGAGCUGCUUAUUGUUUUUUGAAAAAAUUUGUAUGUCCUUUUUUCAGGCUUUUCUUUCAUACCUUAACUGUAAUAGUACUUGAUAGGAAUAUGGGGAGAAAAAAGGUAUAGAUAUGUACAAAGUAAUGUGAAAAGAAUUAGAAAGAGGAGGUGCUUGAUGGGCCCUGUAAAUGCUUAGUCUGAAGGUUUAAUACAAAAUGUUGUUCUAUCUGCUCAAUAGAAA